This is a messenger RNA of Phalaenopsis equestris, 2115 nucleotides long. Its product is annotated as casein kinase 1-like. Lineage: Eukaryota; Viridiplantae; Streptophyta; Magnoliopsida; Asparagales; Orchidaceae. The record is from RefSeq and is a predicted model, not a curated record. The coding region runs from base 525 to 1916 and encodes 463 amino acids. Gene Ontology annotation, molecular function: protein serine/threonine kinase activity; ATP binding. The transcript is spliced from 14 exons. Gene Ontology annotation, cellular component: nucleus; cytoplasm. Gene Ontology annotation, biological process: endocytosis; signal transduction; peptidyl-serine phosphorylation.
UUUUUGUUAUCGUUUCAUCAGUCGCUCGCCCAAUAUAUUUCUCUCUCUGCGUGCUCGAUUGAUACUCUUGACUUCACCGAGUUCUUCAAGAAAUCUCUCCUCCUAUCACAGAUUGAUAGAGCAAGUACCGAAAGAUUGCUUUUUUGAUUAUUCUAGGUCUGGAAUCCAUAAAUCCAUACUGCAAGGAGGGAAAGAAGGGGGAUUGUGCCUUUGGGCUUCAGAUAGAUGGGCGGCGGCGGCUUCCAUGGCUGAGUUUAGGCGUCAAUGCGAACUGCUGGGAACUUACAAAUUGAAAGCUAGGGUUUUGGCUUGAGACAGCGGUGAUUUUUAGUGGUUUGUGAGAUGGAAUCUAGGUUUAGAAGCUGGUAGCAUAUUUUGAUGGAGGAGUAGGUUCUGGAGUUGAUCGGAAGCGGAUCGGUUGGGGUUGGUGAGUCUGAGGGCUGGUGGAGAUUCCUCCUCUGGAAGCUGCAGCGUUUUAGGUUUUUGGCGAGUCUGAAGUCUGGUGAGUGAUCCUGCGCCUCAUCAUGGAACAGGUCAUCGGUGGAAAGUUCAAGCUUGGGAGAAAGAUUGGAAGUGGAUCUUUCGGAGAAUUAUACCUGGGUGUUAACAUACAGAGUGGGGAUGAAGUAGCCGUCAAGUUGGAAUCUGUAAAGACAAAGCAUCCUCAGCUUCAUUAUGAAUCCAAACUUUACAUGCUUCUUCAGGGAGGAACUGGAAUUCCUCACCUGAAGUGGUUUGGUGUCGAGGGUGAGUACAAUGUAAUGGUCAUUGACCUUCUUGGGCCGAGCCUCGAAGACUUGUUCAACUAUUGCAAUCGAAAGUUCUCAUUAAAAACUGUGCUCAUGCUUGCUGAUCAGAUGGUUAACCGUGUUGAAUACAUGCAUUCAAGAGGCUUUCUUCACCGUGAUAUUAAGCCAGACAAUUUUCUCAUGGGCUUAGGACGCAGAGCCAAUCAAGUGUAUAUUAUUGAUUAUGGUCUUGCAAAGAAAUAUAGAGAUCUCCAAACUCAUAAACACAUUCCGUACAGAGAAAAUAAAAAUCUAACGGGGACAGCACGGUAUGCUAGCGUUAACACUCAUCUUGGUGUUGAACAGAGCAGGAGGGAUGAUUUGGAAUCUCUUGGUUAUGUCCUAAUGUAUUUUUUAAGAGGAAGCCUUCCUUGGCAGGGCCUCAGAGCUGGUACCAAAAAACAAAAGUAUGAUAAAAUCAGCGAGAAGAAAAUGCUUACUCCUGUUGAGGUGCUGUGCAAAUCAUAUCCACCUGAAUUUGUAUCUUACUUACACUAUUGCCGGUCAUUGCGAUUUGAAGACAAACCAGAUUAUUCUUAUUUGAAGAGACUUUUCCGUGACCUUUUUAUUAGAGAAGGUUAUCAGUUUGAUUAUGUUUUUGACUGGACUGCAUUAAAAUAUCCUCAAGUUGGUGCUGAAGGCAGAGCAAAUGCCAGUGGUAGAGCAAGUGGAGCAAUCGGACCUUCAGUGGAACGAACAGACAAGGCUUCAGUGGGACAAGAGUUUUGUGAUAAAUUUUCCGGUGCGAUGGAAUCAUUUGCUAGGAGAGGGGUAUCUGGUGUUGGCCAUCAUGGAGAGCAUUCCAAGCACAAAGUUUUGGAGGAUGCAACAUCAAAGGAUGUUCUGGAUUCAGAGAAAGCACAAGCAUCCUCUUCUGGGAACGCCGGCGGACUCUCCAAGCGGGCUAUCAUCUCAAGCAGCCGCCAAGGGUCUGCGGAACCCCCCCGAUUGGUCUCAAGCGGCGGCGGUGGCAAUCACUCUGCCGUAAAACAGAGUAGUCUGAAUCAACCUCCAGCCGAAUUCAGGCCGUCGACGCUUUCCCGACCCGCCAUCGCACGAACUUCCCGGGACGAAAAUCCCGGCAGAAGCUUCGAGCUCCUCUCCAUCAGCGCCGAGAAGAGGAAAUAACAAAAGGCUUUUCAUUAGAACCAGUAUAUCUAUAGAAGCAGGUGGGUGGUAUAUAUGUAAAUCAACUUGUGUAUAAAUUUCCCUCACAAGCUUUUGUAUGGUGGGGGACUUUGGAUUGGGAGGAAUGGGUGUAUUGCUAUUAUGCUCAUCAUUGUUUGUUGGCUACAUUUUCAUUAUAAAUAAAAAUAUAGAACAUUUU